Molecule: messenger RNA, 5238 nt
Organism: Ornithodoros turicata
Lineage: Eukaryota; Metazoa; Arthropoda; Arachnida; Ixodida; Argasidae
Gene: Pli
Product: protein pellino-like
Exons: 10
Coding region: 61-1491 (476 amino acids)
Biological process (GO): regulation of Toll signaling pathway; protein polyubiquitination
Molecular function (GO): protein binding; ubiquitin protein ligase activity
Source: RefSeq, a predicted model, not a curated record
GACGACUCUAGGUGGCGACACCGAUUUCCGCAGACGCAAAAGCUAUCACAAUAAUGGACGAUGCCUGACCAUCAAAAGCUGGCAGCAGACAGCAGUGGCACCGGCGCCAGUGCCAGCUCCCACCCGCAGCUGGCCUACCAAGGCCAGAGCUCUGAGCAGUCGAGCGGGUCCUCGGGUCCGUCAUCGCCCCACCAGGACCUCUCUGAGCGGAGCAGCAGCUGCUGUCCAAUCUCGGACCCCCUUGUCGGUCCCCAUCUUUCACCUGCACUGCGGGGUUCCCCACAACCCGUUAAGUUUGGGGAGCUCGUCAUUCUCGGGUACAACGGUUCCUUACCUCAUGGAGAGAAAGGUCGUCGGAGAAGCAAGUUUGUUUUGUACAGGCGGAAUUUUCCAAAUGGGAUUAAAAAGUCGAAGCACUACAUCGUCAAAACCCCACAAUCUUCACAAGCUGUGCUGGACAGCAAACAGCACUCCAUUUCGUACACACUUUCUCGGACACAAGCCGUCAUUGUCGAAUAUGUUCUAGACGAAGAAACAGACAUGUUUCAGAUUGGACGUUCGUCGGAGAGUCCGAUAGACUUUGUCGUCAUGGACACCAUUCCAGGGGAUAAGGCAGGGGCCCACGAGAUCUUGCAGAGCACCAUCUCUAGAUUUGCGUGUCGCAUCUUGGUCGAGAGAAACAAGAACCAUCGUACUUUCGUCUACGCUGCCGGGUUCGACUCUUCACGGAAUAUUUUCCUAGGCGAGAAGGCAACAAAAUGGCAACAGGAUGGAGAAAUCGACGGCCUGACGACGAACGGUGUUCUCAUAAUGCAUCCUCAGGGUCCUUUCUGUGGGGGAGAAAGCUCAGGGAUAUGGAGGGAAGUGUCUGUAGGUGGUGGAAUCUACACGCUACGAGAGUCUCGCUCAACACCACAGAAGGGGAUCAAGAAGGAAGACGAAACAAACAUGCUACGGGACGGUUCCUUAAUCGAUCUUUGCGGUGCCACGCUGUUGUUCAGAUCGGCAGAAGGACUUAUGAAAUCACCCACGAAGCGUCACUUGGAGCAGAAGAUAGAGGAGCUGAACGCGGGACGUCCGCAGUGUCCUGUGGGGCUCAACACGCUGGUGAUUGCCACACGUUCAACGCUGAGCCACGCAGAUAAGCAGCCCUACGUGUACCUCAACUGCGGCCACGUCCAGGGACUCCACUCUUGGGGGCUGCAGGACCACUGCCCCGAUGCUCGCGAGUGCCCCAUGUGCUUCAAGAUUGGUCCAGUGGUAAAAUUAUGCAUGGGCAUUGAACCGGCAUUCUACGUUGACAGUGAGCCUCCCACCUACGCUUUUAAUCCUUGUGGUCACAUGGCUUCAGAGAAAACAGUGAAGUACUGGGCUCUCGUACCCAUUCCCCAUGGAACCAACGGCAUGCUGGCCGCAUGUCCAUUCUGUGCUGUUCCCCUCAAGGGAUAUCCUGGUUAUGUGAGACUAAUUUUUCAAGAUCACGUCGAUUGAAAACUCGCAACUAGUAGUAGUCAUUACACACCUUGCAAAACGCUGGAACGAGAGAAAGCGUAAACAUCUCACAUGCCGGCGAGAGAAGUUGAGAAAGUUGCCGACACGUUAUGAACAGAUGCCACUUAGGAGAGAAAUCACACUUAACUGGGACAUCGCUUAAGUUUCUUUCUCGAGCAGCAUCAGCGAAUAUUUGAACUUGUCACUCGUAACCAUGGAUUAUAGCUCCUCGUUGUUUGCUGGUUAAUUAGAUAACCAGUUAAUUACAUGCUUAACUGGAACGUCACUUAAGUUUCUUUCUCGAGCGGCAUCAACGAAUAUUCUAACUUGUCACUCGUAACCAGGGAUUAUAGCUUCCCCUUGUUUGCUGGAUAAUUGCAUAAGGUGCCAUGUUGAGAUUGCACUGUGCUAUAUUGUGAGCUGCCGUGCUAACAACUGUAAGAGUGGUUUCAUCAUCAUAGUGUGCAUGUUUUGAAGCAAACGGAGCUUACGAUGCACAUUUCAGUGUCAGUUGAGUGAAUGUUAUUUAAGUAUACCACAUUCUAAAGGCCUUUUGUAUUCUUUUAAUGGAUAUGUUUUGUUCAACAUGAUAGCAGUAUGCAUCGCUGUAGGAGAUUUGAUAAAGAGUCUUUGUGGCAGUUGAAGUUCAACAGCAGCGUAGCCAGAAAAAUAUUUCGGGAGAGCUUCGAUGGGGACUUUACAUGGGGGAGGAGGAUUUCGCCCUAUUUACCCUCUCCCAAAUGCAGUUUCCAGAGGGGUUUUUAGAAACCCUUCCCCCCCCCUUCUGGCUACGCCGCUGAAGUUCAACGCUGCUCUAUGUAUGUAGAUUUAGGAUGCCAAAUGAAUAUGUCGCUAUAGCUACAAACAUCAUUGAACAUGCACUGGUGUAUAGAGGCAUGAAAUUUGCAUACUAUAAUUUGUGUACCAUAUUUCUAUACCGCAAACAUUUUCACAACGAAGAUGAAAUGUUGUGAACGUGAGCUUCACAUGUGCGUCUACACAAGCUGUAAGCUUACAGAAGUGAUUCAUAAGUUACUCGUUAUUUGAAAAAUGUGUUCAAUUCUAUACUUCUUACAUACCCUGCCUUUGACUGCAUUUUCUGGGACUAUAAAAUAGAAAAGGCUCAUUUAGUAACAUUUUGACAAGUUUUCAAGGUCAGCUUAGUAGUCAUAGUUCCUUGCUCCACGAUUCUGUAGGCCUGCCCGUGCCACAGCAAGCGGGUGCACUAAGCUGCAUGAAAUGUCCCCACAAUUUCAUGACCUCUACUUAUAUUCCAACCAUGCAGCCCUGCAUGUCGCAGGUUUGAUCCUUCAAACAGUGCUGAAUCAUAUCACAGAGUGGUUGUGCAGGUAAUCUUUCCAUCUGUCACAUUCCUCCUUUCAUAUUUGAGCCGCGUCAUCAUCAUCACCCUAAAGUAAAUGACGACGAAGUUAGAUGUAUAUGUUGCCGAGAUGUCACAGUGGGCUUUGCAGAUCGCCUGAUCUUCUGAAUCAUGAGUAUGACAAAAUGCCCCAGGUUUUUGUGUGUUUCUUUUUUUUUUCUAAAAAAUAAAAAUGUGUACUGUCUCCGACACAUUGUUCUUUUCGCAGAACUGUGAAAAAAGAUGAAGAGAAAAAAAAAACACUCUGAGCUUUUGUAUUUUCUUAGAGAUCAAAGCUACUUUUUUUACAAUGUACGGCGGAUGCAAUGGAGGGAGGUCGAGUUGGGUUUGAAGGAGGAGACAAAUUUACCGUUUUCAUUUUGAUCACAGUUCUUAAAAAGUCGUAGAACUUUACAACAUUGUGCUGCAUUAUAUUUUGUGGAUGUCCCACGACUCUUGUAACUUUUUCUAUGGCGAUUGAUUAUGCGGCAGGAAAAUAGUGGAACGAAAGCAUCUUUUGUGAAAGGUAGCAAAAUAGUAGUGAAGAUGGUGUGCUGGAUACCGUAGCUAAAUGUGUUGGUGCAGUCAGACACAGACACUAUGUAGACACUACGGAUGCCCCUUUUCCCUGCAGACCGACAACACUCGCAUGUGUUACCCAAUGGAGGUGGUCAGUUUGCAGCACAAGAAUGGUAACUUUGAACUCUUCCUUAUAAAACUAUAAAUUACUCUCAUAACCUACUUUUACUUUGGACUUUGAGGUUUCCUGUGGGAAACAGCAGCAAUGUCAACAGAAACACUCUAUUGCAAUAGUCAGGGAACAAAGUGGACGUUUCGUAAAACUGAGGGCGGACUGCACCAGAACAUUGCCUCGUACAUGGUUUUCCUACCAAACAAACCUGCCUACUUUUGCUGCUGCUUUCACUUCUAUGAGCACAUUAAUACAUAUUCCAUUCCGCCAUUGCAUGCAGGAGCGUUUUCUUGGAUCUCAAAGUCCCCCAAUUUCCAUGUUCACAACGCAUGCAUGAUAGCAAAGAAAAAAAAAAAGGAUUUUUCUUGCCAGCACAGAGGAUGCCCCUACGACGUGUAGGCAAUGAAUGAGGAUCCAAAUAUUUGGAGCAUCCAACAACAUUGGCGUUAGUAGUGCUCCAGCUAGUUUCGAAACCUCAAACAAAUCCGUAGCAUCAGUUAACAACGAUUUAACAUUGGAUUGGAUGCCAAAAAUCACUGUUCCGUCAAAUUGGGAGUGCACCUGCUCUGAAAGACUAGCCCUGAAAGAAGGCAUCUUACAAUAAGAAUUCUGACCAAAGAAUGCUAGUGUACAUAACUUGGGAGACACGUAUUUAUUACAAACUGUAAGUUAUUUUUUGUGACACUCAUAGCACCUGUGAGACAUAUUACGCGUUUAAAAAAUCAUCUUCCCAGCAAAAGGAACUGAAUGUGUUUGCCUACACAACGAUACCUGCAUUCCUUUCCAGUGUGGCUUCUUGCGGAAUAGAAGUUCAGAACACUUCCGCUGAAUAUUAUUUUUAUGGCCUCAGCAAUGAUGUAAGCAUGUCAGAGCAGCUAGUGGUCUUGUGAUUCCAUUUUACCGUUUGUAUUUAUAGCCAAAUUUGAUUAAGGAUAACGAAAGGCGAAGAUUCUGUGAAUCCAUUGUUGCACUGCAUUGUGGAGGCCAUAAAGUGCUGACACCUCAUUAAGUCAGUUAACCAAGUGCCCGAAUUAAGCAGUUUUGGAUUAAUUAAUCUACAAAAGUAACGACAAGAAUGUGCUAAUAACACUAGCAGGUCCUCGAUUUAGUUAAGUUUCAAUUGAUGAGAUUUCGCUGUGUUGUAUAUGUAGUAUUUAGAAUCCAAUUGGGUACACCUCGUGCUACUUUUGUAUUGACUGGAAUAUUUGACAGAUUCGUGGAGGAUGACUCGAAUGCAUUUGAAACCUUUUUUUUUUUUCCCUCCUCUUUAUUAUUUGCUUGCAUGUAAUAUCUCCAACGUAUUCCCUCUUUCUGAACAUGGCUUUUCUGGCGUAUCCACUGUUGUACCUUAAUGGUGAAUGUAAGAGAAAGGCACUAUAUUUUUCAAUGAAUGUUGAACACAAACUGUAGCGAGACUUGUACAGAGGGUCUUAUAGCGCGUAGCGAUCGAACGUGAGGAAGUUGUACAAACCAUGAAAAACCAGCACUUUGCUAGGUUUUCACUUGCACUACAUGCAUGUACUCACUGUAUCGAUAUGGUUUUAUAAUGGAAUUUCCAUGUCCUUGAUUGUCCAUACCUACUUAACGGGAUUGAUCUGUUUGCCAUGUACGUUUACAAACUGUAGAUAAAAAUGGGCCACUGUAACUGGCAUUCACUGACUGUAUAAUAGAAUAAAAAGUGUCUCGAACGAUGGUA